Strongylus vulgaris is the source of this 1380-nucleotide messenger RNA. Lineage: Eukaryota; Metazoa; Nematoda; Chromadorea; Rhabditida; Strongylidae. The record is from the annotation of a GenBank genome assembly.
AUGGGCUUUUUAUACAUCUUCAACCUUAUCGUUGGCACGGGAGCAUUAGCGCUACCAAAAGCAUUUCAAACGGCCGGUUAUGCUCUCAGUGUACUAGUGCUUCUGAUUUCAAGUAUAGUAAGCUAUAUAGCGGCAACCUUCGUCAUUGAAGCGCUUUCUGUAGGCAAUGCUGUUCAUGUUCGAAAACGAAGGCAAGAAAUAGAGCCGACAAUAGAGUACGAUGGUCGGGUUUUAAUUUCAGAUGUGGUUGUCACUGAAAGUGGUCCCUCUUCCUUUGAAAUUAGCGAGAAGAUUGAAGUCAGUCAAAUGGCUUCGAUGUUUCUUGGCCGUGGUGGAGUUAUCUUCAGCUAUCUUGCAUUGGAUAUCUACCUCUUUGGUGAUCUCGCAAUCUACUCCACUACCGUUUCUAAAUCAAUGAUGAAUAUGAUUUGUGCAUCUAUAAACACUUCUACAGUUUUGUCGUCAGAUCCGUGUCAUGAUUCAUGGCAUUUAUUAUCUGAUCGCCUCACAGUCUAUCGUGUAUGCGUUCUUCUGUUCAUAUCGGUGUGCAUCCCUAUGAUUAUCAUCGGAAUCACUAAAACCAAGUAUUUGCAAUUGGCGACGACUUUGUCAAGGUGGUCAGCAUUUAUCCUCAUGAUUUUUCUUGCUUCGGCUCAGAUGGUGACCAGCGGACCAACGGGAAAUCCUCCAGUGGUUAACAUCCACGGCUUUGGUUCUCUCUUUGGCGUAGCCGUAUACGCUUUCAUGUGUCACCACAGUAUUCCGUCGCUAGUUACACCAAUGAGAUCAAAAUCCGGGGUCUAUGGAAAGCUUUUUUGCAUAUAUCUUCUAGUCCUUUCUUUCUAUUUCACUCUUUCUAUUACUGGUUCGUUUGCAUUUGCCCAUGUACAGGACGUCUACACCCUUAACUUUCUUCACGAUGAUCUUACUUCGGCCUUCUAUUUCAUUUGCGAUCAUUUUCUCGCAUUAUUUCCUGUUUUUACGUUAACAACCAAUUAUCCGAUUGUUGCAGUCACCCUCAUUAAUAAUAUUCGAGUGCUACGGGAUUUGUUAUUCCCUUCAGGAACCAUGCCGUCAGAAGAAGAAUCACUUCUAGAAGAUGAUGAAGAACGCGAUCCCCGGCGUAGAAAUGGUAAUGCUCUGAAGGCUUCAGACGUUUUUAUCCCGCUUUUUGUAAUUGGCAUUCCUACAGUUAUCAGUUUGGUGACUGACAACGUUUUGAUGCUAGCUACUGUCACAGGAUCUUAUCCUGAUAAGAAAACCAUUUCACUUGUCGGCACUGAGUUGCGUGACCUCUCGGCCGUCGAAAGCCUCCCUUUAGAUAUUAAUCUGAGAGCAUUUCAGUUUACGAAGUUGUUACAAAGAUUGAAACACCCCUAA